AUGAGUGUGAUUUACAUACGCUCCUCGCGGCCACAUGACCUGGAAGCCGAGGGCCAAGCCAACGCCGUCAAGAAGCGCAAAUGGAGAGUCUCGAUUCGUGUCAACAAUAAUGCCCCGACCUCGGCAGAUAUUGAGGACCCGUUUCUCCAAGUUGACUACAAGGGAGUCUUUGAGCAGUAUUUGCGAAGCUCCGACAGGCCCCGCUGGAGCUCCCAGAAUCCGAUCCCCGAAGAGGAGGAUGCAAUAGAGCUGGCAGAGAAGCGAAUUGAAGAGUACGGCAGGCUACUGUUCGACCAGCUGGAUAACCAGACAGGUCUCUUCAACUCCGGCGAGUCUGAAGCUCAAAUCUAUGUGGUUGAGCAUCACGAGAACCGCGCCGUGGGCAACGGCGGCAUUCAUUGCCUAGCGUGGGAGCUACUAGAGUCCGUAGAGAUUGCACGGCUACCCAAAUUGCGCUUGCGCGUGACGCGGGUCAGUGACUUCCCGGCUCCUCGAUUCCUUGAACCGCCACGACCAGACGGCCCGCGGCUAGCAGCAAUUCAAGCAGACCGCAACGCCACCUUCAACAUUUUGCUGGUUAUUGCCCGCGACUUUUCCCGCACCGGCGCCGAACGAGAUCCGGAGCCAGACCUGGCACAAUGGCCACUCAUGAAUAUUCAAAAGAAGCUCCGAAGCCGUCUUACCCUCGAAAUUGUGCGGCCGGGUAGCCUCGAAGAACUAGACCGUCAUUUGGACAUACGAGCCAAGCAAAAUGUCGACUUUAAUUUGGUUCACUUUGACCUCCACGGGCGAAUUAUGCGUAAUGAGUCCGGCGUACCGGUUCCCUGGUUGUUGUUCGCAAGGCAGCAUAGGCCCAGUGCUUCAGAGUAUUCCUUCCCUCAGACGCAACUUGCCAAAGCUGAAGCCGUUGCCGAGGUUCUUUCUCGGCAUCGGGUCGAAAAUGUUGUGCUCAAUGCAUGUCUAUCGGCAUACAACCGGUCUGGUGCCGCAACCAACUUGGCACACAUAUUCCUCCGACAUGGCAUUUCAAACGUCUCGGCCAUGUGGUAUUAUGUUCACUGGAAGACAGUUAAAACCUACGUGGAAGCCUUUUACGACAAGUUACUCAUUGAGUGCCUCGACUUUCACGUGGCGGCCCAGCGAGCGAGGGAGUCUCUGCGGCGGCAGCCCACUAGUCUCGCUGAACGGACAUUCCAAGAUUUCUUCCUUUGUGUCAAUUACGCGCGCGACGUGCAUAGGACCGACAGCAUGCUGCGCGAAGUCAGCCCGUCGCCUUCGGCCAAGUCGCACGAGUUGACAAUAACCUUGUCCAAUACCUCGACGAGGAGCUCCCGAAGCGGGAUUCGGAUAAAAUCACCAUCAAGGUUCGCAGAUAGCUUUGGCUUUGACGAUGAGCCAAUCUUGCGACUUCGGUUGCACCUUUUGGAGCUCGAGUACAAGCUCAUGACAUUCAGAAUCAUAUAUGCUAGUGAUUUAGACCAGGCCGGCUCCGACCUGAAUGGGACGCUGGGUAAGAUGGUCAAUAUGUGGCUCAACACCAAUCUCAUUGAUGAGGUGCAUUACUACAAGGCAAAAGACUUUAGCAAGCGCAAUCUCAUUUCUGGGGCUGUCUCGGUGUCUCCGCGUACCAAGCACACUCGAUUGAGUCACGGUGGUCCACUACAGCGCCUGUUUCCGCGUACUGUAGAUUCGCUGCGCCAGACGUUGCAUAUUGUCAAGGAGGUUGACAGCGUGGUGGAUCCGGGGAUGCAAGCUGACAAGCUAGAAAACCAGCGACGAGAAGAGCGGCGGUUUCUAGCUCAGGAGGGUUUACAACAGUUUGCCAGUAAACUGCAUGAGGAGGGCUGUAGUUAUAUGAUUUUUGUAGGAAGUCAAAAUGCCCAAUGGUGGCGAACAUAUCUCCAAGCUCUUAACGGCGAGUGGUGGCUAAAUAUGCCGUGGAGCUUUGCUGUACAUACACGAUUUACUAAGGAGAUGUAG
This is a messenger RNA of Metarhizium brunneum ARSEF 3297, 1980 nucleotides long. RefSeq lists its product as uncharacterized. NCBI's taxonomy places the organism in Eukaryota, Fungi, Ascomycota, Sordariomycetes, Hypocreales, Clavicipitaceae. The record is from RefSeq and is a predicted model, not a curated record.